CUAUUCCUCCCAAUGACGCCAAUGAUGGGGCACUAUUUCCUCCCAAUGACGCCAAUGAUGGGGCACCAUUCCUCCCACUGAUACCAAUGAUGGGGCACUAUUCCUCCCACUGAUACCAAUGAUGGGGCAAUAUUCCUCCCAAAGAUGGCAACGAUGGGGCACAAUUUCUCCCAACGACACCAAUCAAUGGGGCACUAUUCCUCCAUAUGAUGCCAAUGAUGGGGCACUAUUCCUCCCAAUGAUGCCAACGAUGAGGCACAAUUUCUCCCAAUGACACCAAUGAUGGGGCAUAAUUUCCCCCCCACUGACACCAAUGAUGGGGCAUAAUUCCCCCCACUUACACCAAUGAUGGAGCACUGCUCCUGCAUAUGACACCAAUGAUGGGGCA
Molecule: messenger RNA, 388 nt
Organism: Staurois parvus
Lineage: Eukaryota; Metazoa; Chordata; Amphibia; Anura; Ranidae
Source: the annotation of a GenBank genome assembly